Hypanus sabinus (Atlantic stingray) is the source of this 1658-nucleotide messenger RNA. Its product is annotated as ubiquitin thioesterase OTUB1-like. Gene Ontology annotation, cellular component: nucleus. The transcript has 8 exons. Gene Ontology annotation, molecular function: cysteine-type deubiquitinase activity; ubiquitin binding. Lineage: Eukaryota; Metazoa; Chordata; Chondrichthyes; Myliobatiformes; Dasyatidae. Gene Ontology annotation, biological process: protein K48-linked deubiquitination; negative regulation of double-strand break repair. The record is from RefSeq and is a predicted model, not a curated record. Bases 43 to 903 code for a protein of 286 amino acids.
CGGGCAAGAUGGCGGCCGAGCAGCGGGAGCCGGCGGUGGUCGAUGUGGAAGGCUGUGCCUUCUGGUCCUAGAGUCCCCCGCUAUGGGAAACGUUCUCUGCAUGUGUACUGUCGACCUUUCAGUGUCCCCAUUCUUCUGAAUUCCACAGUGAACUUCCUGGCUUAUGAUGAAGCCAUCAUGGCCCAGCAGGAUCGGAUCCAACAGGAGAUAGCGACGACGAACCCGCUGGUGUCAGACAAGUUGGACUUGUCGGUGCUCUACAAAGAAUAUGCGGAAGAUGACCAGGUUUACCAGUUAAAGGUCAAGGACCUGCACAAUCGGUACUGCUGCAUACGCAAGACCCGGCCCGACGGGAACUGCUUCUACCGGGCGUUCGGCUUUGCUCACCUCGAGGCACUCCUGGACAACAGCAAAGAACUACAGAAGUUUAAGGCAAUAGCCUCCAGAAGCAAAGAGGACCUAGUGACCCAGGGCUUCACCGAGUUCACCAUCGAAGACUUCCACAACACGUUCAUGGACGUGAUCGAGCUGGUGGAGAAGCAGGGCUCCCUGGCCGACCUCCUGACGGCCUUCAAUGACCAGAGCACGUCGGACUACCUGGUGGUCUACCUCCGCCUCCUCACCUCGGGCUACCUGCAGCGCGAGUCCGGCUUCUUCGAGCACUUCAUCGAGGGCGGGCGGACAGUCAAGGAGUUCUGCCAGCAGGAGGUGGAGCCAAUGGCCAAGGAGAGUGACCACAUCCACAUCAUCGCGCUGGCCCAGGCGCUGGACACCUCCAUCCGCGUAGAGUACAUGGACCGUGGCGAGGGCAACAGCACCAACCAGCACGUCUUCCCCGAGGGCUCGGAGCCCCGUGUCUUCCUCUUGUACAGGCCGGGACAUUACGACAUCCUGUAUAAAUAGGCAGAGUGGCUCGUGUUUGUACAGUGUUUCCGUGGUUGUAAAUGAUGGGCUGAAGCCCCACUCCCCACACCCCACUUUGUUACUGAAGUUGUCUGACUGACUGGGGGGAGCUGGCCUCGCACACUCUCACUCUCACAUGUACACACCCACAUACGUGUGCAUGUAUACACACUCUACCAUGCAUGCAUGUCCCUCUCUUUCACAUACCCCCAUCUCUCUCCCCCAUUCCUCCCCCCUCCUCUCCCCACCCUUCUCUCAAAACCCUCUCUCCUCUCCCCACCCCUCUCUCAAAAUCCUUUCUCCUCUCCCCUUCUCCCCCACCCCUCUCUCUCCUCUCCCCACCCCUCCUCUCUCAAAACCCUCUCCUCUCCCCCACCCCUCCUCUCUCAAAACCCUCUCUCCUCUCCCCACCCCUCUCUCCUCUCCCCACCUCUCUCAAAAUCCUUUCUCCUCUCCCCCACCCCUCUCUCCCCUCUCCCCUUUCUCCCCCUCCCACCCCUCUCUGCCCCUCUCCGCUCCCCUUCCCACUCCUCCUUCCUCUCCCUCUACUCCUGCACACACUUCGCUCACUCGCUCCUUUCCUUCUGAAGUUGAGAUGGUUUCUUUGCUGUCAAUCCCCAAAUCCUCCCGCUCCCUCACCCCUUUCCCCUCCCCUCCCGUCUAUCCCAAUAGCCUCCACCCUCUGAUCCCCUCUCCUCCGGUCACCAACUCCGUACUGGCCCCCCCACCGCCUCUGACCCCCUCCUCCUACCACC